Cooperia oncophora is the source of this 624-nucleotide messenger RNA. The record is from the annotation of a GenBank genome assembly. NCBI's taxonomy places the organism in Eukaryota, Metazoa, Nematoda, Chromadorea, Rhabditida, Trichostrongylidae.
AUGGCGGAAGUGUAUGCAUUAGAGAUCUCAUCAAAUGUAUCUGAAUUCCCAUAUGAGAAGAAGUACCCGUCAUCGCUCACUUUAGGCGAACUCAAGGCAUGGUCAUGGUUAUUUCAGAAGAAACUGGAAUUGGUUGUUGGCGCUACGUCCGAGAACAUCCACAUUGAACUUCACGAUGCUGAGGGAAAAUUCGUUUCAUCUCUAACGGAUGCAGCUAAAAAUCUUAAAGAGCUGGGUGUGAAGGAUGGUAUGCGUCUUCAUGCAGUAGACAUCUCUGGCCAAAAUGCGGAAUUACAAGAUGACAGUAUGGUUGAAAAGUACACGAUUAGUGACGAUCAGUAUGAUAAACGCGAAGAUAGUGUUCGGGCGUGGAAGAAGAAACUGCUCGCUGAAGGUGCUACGGGACACGAACACACUGCCAGUGAACGCGGAGAUGUUAACGAAGAAAUAGCGAAGAAGAUAAAGGUUGGUGAUCGCUGUGAAGUACGUCUUCGUGGUGCGAUACCACGUCGUGGAGUGGUGGCAUUCGUCGGUGAGACAAAGUUCAAGGAAGGGCCGUGGGUUGGCGUCACGUACGAUGAGCCGGUCGGGAAAAAUGAUGGAACUGUCGCUGGUGUCAGGUAA